Xenopus laevis (African clawed frog) is the source of this 1990-nucleotide messenger RNA. It is a transcript of the gene tekt3.L, whose product is annotated as tektin 3 L homeolog. The coding region runs from base 341 to 1813 and encodes 490 amino acids. The transcript is spliced from 8 exons. Gene Ontology annotation, cellular component: cilium; sperm flagellum; cytoplasm. The record is from RefSeq and is a predicted model, not a curated record. Gene Ontology annotation, biological process: cilium movement involved in cell motility; cilium assembly. Lineage: Eukaryota; Metazoa; Chordata; Amphibia; Anura; Pipidae.
ACCAAAGCACCGGCUGACCACACCGCCCUUCUCUGCCCGAUUGGCUGUCUGCCUUCCUGGUACGGCCCCCGUCGACUUUAUUCUGCAGCUGAGUGGCGGGCUGCGCUGUCCAUCGUGUGACGUCCAGUGGCGGGGGAAAGUGUCAGGGAUGCUCUUCUCUUGAGUGUGUGCGGCACAGGCAGAAGGAGCAGAUAGAGGUGAAGCCGGGUAACUGUCUGUCUAAUCCCUGCAGGUGAGUGCAGCCUCCUAUAAUCAUAUGUACACCCUACUAUAGCAAAGGAGGAAGCUGGAUAACUGCCCUCUCCAUACAGGCAACUGACUUGAAUGAGGUAUAGACAACAUGGAAAUUUUAGGCUCAACUGUAACGUCAACCUACGGCCGCCACAGGCCUACUCCCACCAAUUUUUUGCCAGCCAUCUCCACAAUGUCCGCAAGCUAUAAGAACCGCUUCCCUCACUAUACAAUGAGCCACAGUUUGACUCUUCCUUGGAGACCAAGUACAUACUACAAAGUAGCAUCUGCAAAUCCAUCGCUAGCUUCAUUUUCAAAAAGUGCGCCAGGGUUAAACCCAGCUCAGAUCCUGUCCUUUCCAUCCAACAGAACAGCACUUUUCACUAGGUACACUCCAGAUGACUGGUAUAAAUCCAAUCAGGUGAAUUACAGGGAAUCAGAGUCUUCCAGACGUAGUGCAGAGAGGCUUCGGGCAGACACAAGUCGACUAAUUCAAGAGAAGGAUCAAAAGACAAGGAAGAUCCAAAAUGAAACCAGUAAAGAUCUAGGGGAAAGGGUCAAUGACAUUUCAUUUUGGAAAUCAGAAAUCAUUCACGAGAUCGACCAGAUGAUCGGGGAGACAAAUGCUCUUUCGGAAAUGAAGAGGCGAAUGGAAAGGGCACUGAUGGAAACUGAAGGGCCGUUGCAGGUUGCUCAAGAAUGUCUGUACCACCGGGAAAAACGUAUGUCCAUUGACCUGGUACAUGAUGAUGUGGAGAAACAUCUUCUACAGGAGGUGGACUGCAUUAAAUCCUGCCAGGAAAAGAUGAGACGGCACCUGCAGAAAAUCACUGCUCAGCUUGCGUCUAACAGAGCCGCUCAACAUGAGUUAGAGAGGGACAUCAGCGACAAGCAGACGGCACUACGUAUCGAUGACAAAUGCCAAAACCUGAGGAAUUCCUCGGAUGGCAUUGGCUACUACCGAGGCAUGGAUCGUAUAGACGCAACGGUUUCUAUCCCUGAAACCUGGGCCAAGUUUAGUGAUGAUAACAUCCUGAGAUCGCAGAGCGAUCGAGCAGCAUCAGCCAAGCUGAGGGAGGAUGCUGAGACCAUCUUGGCCUCCACCUCUAACGACAUGUGGAGCCAGUUCAACGCGGUCAAUGUAAAUUUCACCAACCGCAUAUCUGAAACCGCUGAUGCCAAGAACAAGCUGCAAAAUCACUUGGCCAAGACACUCCAGGAAAUCUUCCAGACAGAGAUGACUAUAGAAGCCAUUAAAAAGGCCAUCAAGGACAAAAGUGCUCCAUUGAAAGUGGCCCAAACUCGUUUAGAUGAGCGCACUAGACGCCCCAAUGUGGAAUUGUGUCGAGAUACUGUCCAAAUACGUCUGAUGCAGGAGGUGCAGGAGAUAGAUGACACCAUCCAGGCCUUACACCUACGUCUCCGAGAAGCAGAAGAUGCCUUGCAGAUGUUGGUCCAUACCAAAUCCAACCUGGAACACGACCUGGCCAUCAAGGCUAACAGUCUGUUUAUUGAUCAGGAGAAAUGUAUGGGCAUGAGGAAAAGCUUCCCUAGCACCCCCAGACUGGUGGGCUACGCAUAACUCUUCUGGCCAAGCCAAGGUGUAAGUGUGUGACUUCUAAUACAAGAAAUCCUGAAUUCAACCUGACAGUAGUGAUUGGUACCCACCUAGUGUGGUCUGGUGGUUUGACCAUACAAACGAGCGAGUGAUUUCUGCUUUAUUAAAUUAUAUAAUAAAGUCUAAUCUUGUUUCAAAAAA